UACAAAUUAAUGAUAAUAUAUGUAAAACGUUGAUAAAAAUGCUUACGUUAAACUCUCACAUAUCUAUACUUAGAUAAGUUAUUAUACUGUUUCGUUCUUUAUAAAUAACUGAAUGAUCUGAGUUUUCCUUCACAGUUUUAAGCAAGUUAAACGUGCCUUAAGUUCGACAGACUGUUUUAUUUAUUUGCGAACAUUAUAUAUUGUUAAUGAUGUUUCACCUUCAAACUAAAUAUUUUUCUUCACAUGCUAUUAGAAGUAUUAUCUCGAAUACGGGAUAUUUUUCUGAAUAUUCGUAUCAUUCGAAUACAAAUAUUAAUGAUCAAUCAAGUUGUUCGAAAUUAUUUACUAUUCAAAAAAGAAAGAAAUCUAUUUGUCAAAUAAUUGACAAACAACAUGCUUACUACUAUCAUCCUGGUAAUAAACCAUUGAGAAAUGAAACAAUUGGUCAAUUGUUAAAAGAAGCUGUAGAAAAAUGGCCUAAUCAUGAGUGCAUAGUUUCUCAUCAUCAAAAAGUACGAUUAACUUUCUCAGAUGUGCUUCUUCGUGUCGACAAAUUAGCAGCUGGAAUAAAGAAAUUAGGCUUGAAGAAAGGCGAUAGAAUCGGGAUAUUUGGUCCGAACGAUAUCGAAUGGUUCAUCACGUUUUUCUGUUCCACUAGAUUGGGUCUGAUUAACACUGCUAUUAAUUCGGCUUAUCAACGAGAUGAAUUAAUUUAUUGUUUACAAAAAGUUGGAGCUAAGGCUAUUUUUAUACCUGAAAAAUUUAAAACACAAAAUUAUGUGAACAUGGUUUUGAGUGCCAAAGAAUUUUGUCCCGAUUUGGAGCAUAUCAUUGUAUGGUCAAAAAAUCACGUAACUGGUACUCGCCGUUUGAUAGACGUAGAAUCCUUAGCAAGCAAAGUCGAGGUUGAAGCUAUCUCUGCGGAACAAGAUAACAUCUCCUCUUACGACGCCUGUAACAUACAGUUUACUUCCGGUACGACUGGAAAACCGAAAGCUACUUUACUGUCUCAUAGAUCCUUCGUGAAUAAUGUUGAACAGGGAGUGAACAGAAGAGAGUUACGACUGGGCCACAAAAGUUGUUUAAACGUUCCAUUGUUCCAUGCAUUUGGAAUUAUUUAUGGACAAAUAAGUACUAUACUUUCAGGUUGUACGACGAUUUUAGAAUCACGUUCGUUCGAUCCUAUAAAGUCCUUACAAGUAAUGGCCGAAGAAAAAUGCGACGUGAUUUAUGGAACUCCGACAAUGUGGAUAAACAUGAUAAAUAUACAACAACAAUUACGUUUGCCGAUACAAGCCCGUAUGGGUAUAAUCGGUGGUGCACCUAUAUCUUCUGAACUCCAUAAACGUGUUAAAGAUAUCCUUGGUAUCGAUGAUAUGAAGAUAAUUUAUGGCCUCACUGAACUUACAGGUAUUGUUUUUCAAAGUUUACCUGGAGAAGAUAAAACGUUAACCGAGAACACGGUGGGAUAUGUAUCAGAUAAUAUCGAAGUUAUGGUCGUUAAUGAGAUGGGUGAUCCAGUACCAUUUGGAACACCAGGUGAACUUUGGGUACGUGGUUAUAAUAGUAUGAUCUGUUAUUAUAAAGAUCCCGAGAAUACUAAAAAGAUUUUCACCGAGGAUGGCUGGUUAAAGACUGGUGAUCAAUUUAUUUUACAAUCUAAUGGAUAUGGUCAGAUCAUAGGAAGAAUAAAGGAUCUUAUUAUUCGCGGAGGAGAAAAUAUUUUCCCUAAGGAGAUCGAAGACUUUUUAAUUACUCAUCCAAGUAUAACAGAAGCUCAGUGUAUAGGAGCUUAUGAUGAAAUAUAUGGAGAAGAAAUUUGCGCAUGCAUUCGUCUUUUCGAAGGUGCAAGUUUAAGCGAGAAGGAAUUGAAAGCAUAUUGCAAAGGAAAAAUAGCACAUUUUAAAAUACCAAAAUACGUUGUCUUCGUGGAUAAUUAUCCAAAAACUGUAAGUGGAAAAAUACAAAAGGGUAAACUUAAAGAGGAAUUAGAAGGUAAAGGUGUUAUACCUUCCGGGCCAAAAUAAAGAAAAAAAAAACAAUAUUUAAAUAUUUAUUUUUAUAUGUAACAACGAGAUAUUUUAUUAAAACAAGUUUAAUUAA
Molecule: messenger RNA, 2103 nt
Organism: Vespa crabro (European hornet)
Lineage: Eukaryota; Metazoa; Arthropoda; Insecta; Hymenoptera; Vespidae
Gene: Acsf2
Product: medium-chain acyl-CoA ligase ACSF2, mitochondrial
Exons: 8
Coding region: 207-2027 (606 amino acids)
Biological process (GO): fatty acid metabolic process
Molecular function (GO): medium-chain fatty acid-CoA ligase activity
Source: RefSeq, a predicted model, not a curated record